Molecule: messenger RNA, 723 nt
Organism: Fusarium coffeatum
Lineage: Eukaryota; Fungi; Ascomycota; Sordariomycetes; Hypocreales; Nectriaceae
Exons: 2
Coding region: 1-723 (240 amino acids)
Source: RefSeq, a predicted model, not a curated record
AUGCGUGUCUCAUCUUUUACCGUCGCCUUUUUUAUGGCUGAUGUGGUUGUCGAGGCUGGAGUUUGCAAGCCAGCACGCAAUGUAGAAUCCUCCACAGCACUUCCUGCUACCUCUACUGAGCUCCUUUCUACCGUCACCAUCGAGGAGACCUCAAUUGCUACGACAGCCACGGAAGCUGAUGUCACCACCGCUGGAGAGGCUUCUACAACUACGAUCGAGGAAGCUUCUACCAUUACUGAGGAAGCCUCUACAACCACCACUGAGGCAGGGUCAUCUGCGACACCUGGAUCAAUCGUAAGCACUGGGCCAGUCGCCGGCCAGACUAUGAAAGGAGACGGCUCGCGAUUCGUACCCCUUUCCUUCGCAUCAUCCGACUCGACCCAAACCUUGGUCUUCAGUCUUCUCUCCAACGGCCAGCUUUCCACAGGUGGCAACAACAACUACUUAUGUAUGAGCUAUAGGGAUGUGGGUGUUCUUGGCCCACUUGUUCUAUGCCCAUUCGACAAUUUCACAAAUGCUCCACUCAAGUGCUCGCGGGCUUCCAGUGGUACUCUCUCUUGCACUGCGCCAAAUGGAUCUUGCACCACCGCAGGGACUUGCCAAAGACCCAACAAUGCCGCGCUAUUCUUUCAGUUCUAUGUCGAUAAUAUAGGGACAGGCUAUUUUGGCCCUGCUGGCGACUUCGCUGGCUUUACGGCUCUCGACUUAACUCUUACCGAGUAA